CACAAAUAUGGCUUAAACUGUAUGCCAUUGUGUUUGGAAUGGAAAUGGUAUGGACCGAGCAUGAUGUUCAAGCACAUGCAUAAUUCGUUCGUGUUUUAGGACGCCUCUACGCAGCCUUCGAAAUGGCGAAGAGAAAGAGACUUGGUGGAGACGAUCUUGACGGGGACCAGUCAGUGCCUCUUCCCAUCCAGGCGUUUUUCUGGAGGCAAACCAGUCCAUUCAUCCGACCCAACCAGUCAAAUCUGUGUGAAGCCUCGUGUGUGUCUUUUGAGAGAGUGGUUGUCCAGAAUAUUCUUCAUGGCUUGUCUCCCAGCCUGUGUGAAGCUAUCCAGAGUGUGUCUCGAUGGAAGACCAUCCAGGCUGCAUUCCCACACUUAAUGCACGCAUGUUCCAAUCUGCUGCUCCAACGCAAGCAGAACCACCCGGACGAACGCUUCAGCAACAGCGAGACCAAGCUUCUGUACACCCUGCACUGGAUCAUGCUGGACGCAGCCUCGGAGUGUGAGGACGCCGACACCGAGAAGAACAUCCGGCGGCCGGGAGGAUCCCAAAUGUACAUGCAUCCCAUCGGAACCAUCCAGCUGUUUGUAUACCUGUUCGCACCGCUCAUCCACACGAUGAAGGAUUCCGACUUCGACUCUCUGAAGCUGGAGAACGGCCUGACAUUGUGGCAGCCCCUGUGGGAUUACCGACAGCCUGACAUUCCCUGUUUCUCAACCCCCGUCAAACCACAGCGCAGUGUGCUCAAAGCUCAGAGGAAUCUGCUGAAGGUAAACACAAAUGCUGCGAAUAUUUACAUUGGAAAAGGCACAUCUCGAGAAAACCUGUAUUUCAUAAACCCUGACCCUCCAAGCAGAGCCAGCAUCCACGAGUCCCAGUCCCCGCUUGCUCCCAUUGCCAGAAUGAGUGACAUAUGUGCCUUGUCGGCAGCUGCUUCUGAAUCCCAGACAGCGACGAUGGAAGUUCUUUGUGAGAACUGCAACACUGUGAUGCCCCUCAAGACCAACGACGGUCCGAUGAUAUGCAAGUGUGGCCAGAAGGAUACCCUAGUUGCCUUUCUUCCCGAUACAAAGACGUAUGCAUUCCACAAGUUGACGUCGGGUGUUGACAAGGACUACGUGAAGCAGCAGCUGGCCAGUGCCGUUGCCAGUGGGAGGACCGUCCCGGGAGCUGCGGAAGCUCCCGACCUGCUGAGUGCCAGCUACUUCGACGUGGCCGUCCUGCGCUGUCUGUUCUGUCUCAACUGGAACGAGGACGGGAUAUACUGGGCACUGCGGUACGUCCAUCAGAGGACCCUGGAGGUGUGUGACGAGCAGAAUCGCAUGGAGCACAUGGAGCGGUCUCGCAGCAAAUCGCUGCCCAUUCCCAUACUGCAGGUUCUCCAGAGCAAGGCAUCCUCACCAGACGACCGGUCGAGUGGGUUCACUCCGGUCCAGAGUCCCGAUUCUCGGUCUCCGUCGCCAAAACUGGCUUCAAAUGUGGAGUCGAAUCAUCCUUUGAGUAUGGGAACUUGCAGCACUCCUGAAAUACGGCGAGAACCACCAUACAAGAAAAUCCGCGUUGUUGAGCUGAAGCAGUUUUUUGAUACAGGGAAGUCUCACUUGAGAAGGAAAGAAAAUGGAGAAAUAGAAGAAAGUGGAUCGUUGUCGUCAAAAGCAUCAAAACAUGAGCAUAUGUCUGGGAGUGGUCAGAUAUUUUCACGUGGCACACGGGACGAUUCGUCCAGUUCGUGUACGGUGUCCACAAUGGACACCGAACCAGACAUGAUACGACCCAAUUCGGCGAUUGGCAGCUAUGGUUCCAGUCAUCAGGACGAACGAUACGGAGGUUUGGUGUCCGCGUAUUCCGCCCAGCGUAAGAGCAUGCCAACACUUCCACAGUCGGACAGAGAGUCUUUGUGCAGCAGUGGAUUACAGAGUGGCCAAGACUCGUCCAAUUCCUCACAGAAUGAUCUUAACAUUCGGUCUGAGGUCGUGAAGAAACCCAUCAUUACCAUCACAGAGCACAGUCCAGAACCAAAGAACAUGUCGUCAUCAAACUAUGAGCUGUCUGGACAAGCGAACCCGAAUCAGAAAGAGUCGUCAUCACCAGAGCUACCCCGAAGUAUGACGGACUCGAACAUCUGCUACAAGCAUGAUGAUGAAGUCCAAGAAGUGUCUGGAUCUAAGCACUACAUUCAGGACAAUGGUUACAUCAACUAUAAGGUCGUGCUUCGUGCAGUUCACUUUGUGUCAAUGAACGAGCGAUCGCCAAGGAUCUGUGAGGUCCUUCUUAACAUCCUCAACUGUCUCCUGGACCUUGACAUUAUUGAAUCCAACAGAAACAGCACACCACUAAAGCCUCUUAUUACUCCAGAAAGUCAAAAUACGCCAGCAGCUAAAGCAGUUCCUAGUAGCAAAGACAAUGAAGAGAUAACAGCACACAGUCUUGCCAUGGAUAGCCUGUUCCGGAUCUACCAGCACCUGGGCUGCCCACAUGGUUGUGGUGAUGGGAUCAUUGGUGCCCAGGGAGAUCAUCUUAGGAUUAAGGGUCAGAACUGCCUGCAGCAGCUGUACCGCCGCAACCCACCUCUCUUCCACAAGUUCCUCCGUGACAUAGUCAAGAACCGGCACUUGCAGGAAAGUGUCGACUUUCUACAUGCAUUCCUUGGAUUCUGCGUUGAUCCAACAACAGUUCUACAGUCACCAUUACCCCAGAAAAAGUCUGUUUCCCAGGAAAACUUGCCAAGGAAUAGCUAUGCUAACAACUUUGGUCACAGUAUGAAUGGCGAGGGAUACCGAGGUGUGGAGGGCGUGCUGAUAGCAAAUCUUUUAAAGCCAUUUAUGUCCAGAUGUGUUGACUGUGUGUCAGAACUGUAUGGCCAUGAAAACAUUGGUUUGUUUUGUGAUGUUCGCCAGCUGAUGUCGUAUGUUAAAGAAGUCCAUGGAGGUCAGUUCCGCAAGGUUGCUUUAAGCGGGUUACUCGAUCCUCUUCAGAAGUUGAAACGGCGCCAAGUGGAGAAGGAGCGAGAAAACAGAGUCAAACCUGUCCGACCUGUCAGUCGAGCGACGUCUGUCACAUCUGAGAGUGGUGAUGAGCUGAGAUCUCCGGGCAUUGUCAACUGUGAGGAACCACACACCAGUAGCAAGUCAAGGAGGUCACUGUUCAGAAAGAAAAUUAAAAAGUCCCUGAUGUUCCAGUAUACUGCGAGUGACUCGGAGCUGGUGGAUGAUUUGUGUCACGGCAAGCUGAGUCCACGGACCAGCAUAUCGGCUGCUGAAGAUGAUUCUCCUUCCGGCACCAGCACGCCCAGGCGCCGCUUCAGCAAGUUUAACUUAGGUUGGAAACGGGGGGCACGCUCUGAUCAUGAAGAUGACGGGCCAAAUGAACCACCCCCUCUUGACCGCCGUGAGAGCAAGAGUGAAAUGCAUGUGCAUCAGCGCAAGGGCAGGAUGUCCUUCAAAGCAGCCAGUCAUGCAACCUUGACCUUCCUUAGUGCAAGGAAGAGAUGUGAAGAUGGCACGAAGGCAAUGGGCAAGCAUAUUUCCAGACGAAACAGCGUUGAUGAUAUCCGAUGCCCGAAAACUGGAAUGACCAGGGAUAUGAUUAUUCCACUGAUUCGUGAAAAGAAACUUGUCGACAAAUUUCUCAUCAAAUCUGGGAUGCUACGGUUUUCAUUCUUGCUUGAAUGUUGCCAUCCUGGAUCCUUCCCUGAUCCCCACCUUGUAGCAGCCAUGUUAGAUUUGGAAGCACCAGUGGCUGCGAGAGCCUCCCUGCUACUGGAGUGUUCCCAGUUCAUUCAUCGAUGUAACCGUGGAGACUGGCCCAACUGGAUGAAACUGAACUUGCCAAGUUUCCGUUACACUGUAUCUGCGCUACAGAACCGAGGACAACCAUCAGGAUAUCGACGAAAUCUUUUACUUCAGCGAGCAGCGGGAAGACUUUUUUAUUCUUGGGCUGAGAAUCUUGGAAACCAGAUGGAGUAUAUUUUGGCCAAAGAGCACACAGACCGACUUGACAUCAUUAAUGACAUCAAAGAUGAAGCCAAGAGAAAAGAACUCCGAACUGAAGAUGAAGAAGAAGACUUUCUAGAUGAAGCAUCUGUGAACCACAGUGGAACAGAAUGUCCGUAUGCCCUCAAGAUGCUGGCUUGUCUGGUCUUGUUGGAAAUCACGACUUUCCUGCGGGAGACGUUUCAGUACCUGCCCAAGUCGCGUGGUCAGAAGCGUGAACACCUGUGGGAGAAGACGAUGACAUCACGACGCUUCAGCAGCAUUGUCAGCAGUCCGGGCCACUCUGACAAGAGUUCUGAGAGCAAUGUUGCGGAGUUGCAACAAAUUGGAAGUCCAGGAGACCGGAAGAUCAGUUUUGCUGUCCUGACUGAACGAUCUGAUUCAUUCCAUAGUAGCACCACAUCAAUAUCUGUGCUAGACCCAGGACAGGUCGAUGAUAAAAAAGAGCGAGGUCGUAGACUGGCUCAAGGAAGACAAAAACUGUUAAGACAUUUCCGACGAGGAUCGGGUCAGCACAACUCUAGUUUCCGACAUAAUCGCAGCUUCAAGCUGAAAAGACCAGAAGGAGGUGGAGGAAGCAUCAAACAGAUGGGCAGUAUACGGUCGCGGAAGGUUAGCAGUCAGUCGCUGCAGUCGGAGAGUAAAUUUGUGGAGGAGGAACCGGCAGCAGAAGACACUGAGUCAGUGACGAUGAUGAGCGACGACACACAGGAGAGUCCGGGAGACAAGGAGCAGGAGGUGGAGGACGAGCAGCUCUUCACCAAUCUGCCGUGGAUUAAAGUUGUCAUCCAGCUCGCCAAUCUGUCAAACUUUAUUUGUAACCAUGACAACUACUGUCACCCUAACUGUUACGAGCGACAACGUCGCAGCUGCUCUCGUCUGAUCACAGCACUGCGGAAAGUGUACGAGUCGACAGAGGAAGAAAAAGUGGAGCAACAGAAAACGGAAAACAAAAAAGAUAACUUGAGAGAUAAACUCAAGCGGAAGGAAUCCAUCUUACAGAUAUCCUCUCCAGUCCGGCGAAGGGAGAGCACUCCAUUACUGGAAAAGAUAAAAACGGAUGUGUCUAUCACAAAACUGAAACUGAACACGACGUGGAAGAAAGAAGAUCGACCCAAGGAGGUCAAGGAUGACCCUCCGAUACUCAAGUAUCUCACAUCACAGGCUCAGCGACUCACUCAGUGUCCAAUGGCUAUUUUGACCAAGGCAGCCCCAGUGCUGCGGGUGGAGAACUUCAUCGACAUCAUGCCUGUAGCAUGGGAACUUCUUUUAGAAUGUGAUCAGGAGCUAGCUGCUGCUGCAGCCACCGUAUUCCUGCUGUCAUCAGUGAAGUCGCCAGACAAGGCUCGCAACAUGAUGGUCAAGGAACUGCAACAUGAGGAGACCAGUCAGAGGAUCAGUGCCAUUCUCAAAUUUGGUGCUUUGUGGAGGUUCAGAUAUCAAGUAUGGCCACGGAUGGAAGAAGGAGCCAACAUGUUAUUCAAGGUUCCGCCCCCAGGAAUUGACUUCACUUUGCCAUCUCCAACUAUUGGCUUGCCAAACUUGACGGUUGUCGAUCCUCCGUGGAUGCCUCAUUUCAAAGCGAAAAUUGAGGAGGUCACUUUAAACCUAGAAGAUUCUAAAUCCUUGGUAACUGCAACAACAACAAGACGAAAACAGCAGCAGGAAAUGAUACGCAGGGCAUUCCAGGCCGAAGAAGAACGGAAGCGAAUUGGCCGUGAGAACUUUCCGAUGACGUCCGUGCCCGUGGUCCAGCUGGCCGCGUACGAGCCAGUGCUGCACCACGCGACCGAAGACCACGAGGAAGCAACGCAAGAAGAAAUUAACCUGGCUGCCAGACGUGUCUCUCUUGCUCCCGUCAAUCGGGCAAAUAUCCAAAGUCGUAGCAUGUCAUGGAGAAAUGGUAGCUUGCAUUGGGGACGACUUGGCACUGAAGGUGAUGAAGAUCGCCUUGAUCAUGGCCACCAUCUGCACAUAACCCAGACAUUUUUCCCAUCAUGCAUUUGUGCGACCGUCCUGCCGAUACUGCAUCUCCUUGUAGACCAGGAUGUGAAUGAAGAUGGUAUUGCAGUUUCUGAGGUUGCAACCAAGAUUAUUUGGGGAUGCAUUGUGGAAGACCCGAUUUUGUUUCUUCGACAUUUUCUUGAAAAACUGACCAAUAAAGACAGACAGGAAGAGCUGUUGUUCCUCUUGAGGAAGAUGGUGUUAUUUUUCGGACAGCUUCCUGCACAGACAGCCCAUUCCAUGUUUAACUAUCUGAUUGGCUACGUGAUGUUCUAUGUGCGAUCUCCGUGUGAAGGCGGACAGGAAGCAAUAGCAGGAGCACUCUCGCUUCUUUGGAUGGUGACUCCAUGUGUGGAAGGAAUCUAUUUUAAAGAUCUGAAGCAGACUCUUAAAAAGGAACAGUGUGAUCCCUACUUGCUGGUAUCGGCCAAUGUGGCUUGUGCAAAGAAGAUUCUUGUUCAUGGCCCUGAUCUGUCUAGUAUUCCAUCUCAACUUCCUAUUCAUGAGGAUACCCAGUUCUGCCACAUUCUUCAGGAAAGCUUGGAGUUCUUCAACAUUCCAGAAGACCAGCAUGAUUCUCAUUUCCUCGUAGACACGAAAACACAUGAACCACAGAAUAUGAAUGCCUAUGUGAGGGAUUACUACUUCUUCCGACGUAGUUUCUACCCUCAACUUAGCUUGGUGCACAUGAACCCAGACAGUGCCUUCUUGGCACUUCAGAAACGAGUUUUCACACUGAAGUUUGUUGAGGUUGGAAAAGUGUUGUUUACAGCAACAGUUCUGGAAAGCACAUCCAACCACCAGAUACAAAAUCAUGUGGCAUUUCUGCAUGAAGAAUUUCUAAAGCAUCCAGCAUUUCCACGCAAGGCGUUAGAAGCCGAAUUUGACAUGUAUCAUGGAGCCUGGGGCAAGGAAUUAUACGGAUUGGAUACACUCCACAAGUACACAUGGGCAAAGCUGAUGACCACCAUGUUCAACUCAAUGUCAAGCACGUUUGCCUGGUCAAACGAUUUGCCAUUGUUCCUGAAUGUGAUCAAUGGAACAAUUGUCUUACUGUUUGAAGACACUGCCAUACUGCGAUACUGUCUGGCUUCCAUCGUCAACACGUCCAGACACUUCAAGCACAUAUUUUCAUCAAAUGGAUUUCUGUAUGUGAUGCCGACAUUGUUGCGAGUGUACAGCAAUAACCAACCGAACCUGGUGUUGAAGAAAGCCAUCCACUUUGUGUGUCGACAGUUCUACAUUCUUCACCGCAAACCGUUCAUACUGCAGAUGUUUGGCAGUGUGGCACCCAUUCUGGACAUGACAUGUGCUGCUAAUGGGCUUAUUGACUGUAAUAAGGUUCAGCCAGAUGCAUUCUUUAAGCUGCUGGUAUCUCUCGAGAAAGAUUGUCCUGAUAACCUUGGAUUGCUGGACCUUGUCAAAGGACCUAAACCACCAACUGCUCUGGACUUUUGCUACGAGAAUGACCCAGACACACUGAACAUGCUGGAUAUGAUAGACAUGUGUAUAACGGUGAUCGCUUAUGCUCCCGAAUCUUACCGGAGCAGUCAGAUGCUGAUAAUUCUCGAGGUGAUCGUGCCCAGGUUUCUACAGAACCUCAAGAAGGAAACCACCCAAAGAGACAACCCAAGUUCUGCUCGAUCCGAGAUUGCUACUAUUUCCAGUAUCGCCACAAGCUUGAGAGCUCUGAUUGGCUGUUGUGAAUACUUUACAAGAAACAUGGCUAUACCACAGCGAGCCUUUGACAUAGUGACUUCCAACCUGAAGCCAGUUCAAAACCACAGUGUGCAUUCACUGACUGGUGACGAUCGGGAAGAUUCACAUGCAAGUUAUACUCGGCAUAUGGAAGAAGGUAGAAAAAAGACGUAUGCUCCUGAUCCAGAAGAUAUUGAACUGCGAAAUGAAUUCCGCAAACCACGGGACUCACUGCUUGCCAUUUUAGCAGAGUUUUACACAACAUGCGUAAACCGACUACGGGAAAUACGGAAAAUUUUAGCCGAUCCAUCCUUCAGACCACCAGAACUGUUUGACCACAAAACUCACAAUCGAUUGGCUGAGAUUGCACACACAAUGUUGAAGCUUGCCCCGUAUGAUCCAUUAACCAUGGCAUGUACUGGAUUGCAGAGAUAUAUGACUGAAAUCUUACCAACAACUGACUGGUCUCAGGAACUCAUACGACCGGCUUUGAAUCUCAUCUUGAGACGCUUGGAUCGACUCUUCACAAAGGUCUACAAGAAAUCUGUACUUAGAAAACAGGUAGACUGGGAAGCAGCUGCCCAGAUACUUCGAGGGGUGUAUUUGACUUUGAGGAAGUUUCUGUACAUAGCUCACUUGCCACACCUCAAGACCCUGGUGAAUGUUCUGAUUAGCAUCCUACUGUCUGGAGGAGUUUACACUGACAACCUGGGCAAUGUACACAGUGCCUAUGAUAACGAUGUGCCUCCAAUCUUCUGCUCCUCCGUCGUCAAGCUGGUUGCCAUGCAGAUGAUGGCACUUGGGGAUCAGUGUUCCCUGGAGCAGAUCUGUGGUGGCCCAGCUGCGUUUCAGACGUCCGACCGUGUGAUCAACCUCCUACUGAACUUCAUCCUUCCACUGUCCAUCAGAGUCGGGUGUGGGCGCAGAGAUACUCCAAAGCUAUCGGAGACUGAUGUUGUGUUUGUUCUGAAUGCUGUGAUAGGGUUGUUGACCCCAGCGUACCACAAGCCCACCAUUCAGAACAGCACCAAGAUUCACAUUUCUGUCAAUGAGUACAGCCGCAGUGGUAGCAUCUCUCACGGGGAAAAGAGCUUCACUGGAGUCAACAAUGAGCAUCAGUUAUAUGUGGCAUUUGUAGGUCUGGAGAUUCUAUUGAUAUGCUUUGAUCGACAGCUGGCUCCAGAAUGGCAUAGAGUAGCCAAAUGUAUACAAAGGCUUGCCACGAAAGGAAAAGGACUGCCACUGUGGAAGUUCCUCGACUUCAUUGUCACCCACCGACCAUCCCUGUUCCUGCUGUUGCAGACAUUCAUUCAGUUCAGGAUGAUGCGAGUGAACUGCGAUACAGCUCAGGAGUUCUAUCUGCAGACGACCAUCAAAGAUAAGCUGAAAGGUUUCAGCUACAUUCAUCCCAAGUCAGUUGGGACGAUUCUGCUGCAUCUGGCGACAGACCUGAAACAACUGAAGGAGGAGAUCUCCCACGUUUCUACAGGCAUCAGUGGUUACAGGUCAAGGACAGCAACGUUUGCCACAGACCGGUCUGAUUUCACUUGUAACCAGAUCCCAGAGCGCCACCGGCAGACUAGCGUCACCGAGUUUGCAGCAGAGAUUAUCGGCGUUCCAAAACCCAGUCUGGGUGGUAUCGGCAAACGAGCCAGUAGAGGCACUAUCCUUUCUCAGUCGAGCAUUACAUCCAGCCCACCAGUGAAAACUGUUACGAUUGGAUCAAGUAAUGGCAAUGGGAGUCCAUCCAUUGGCCGUCGCAAAUCGAGCAAACGUAUCACAGCCAAGGAAGGCAGUAGGAUCCUUGAGAAGUUCAGUCGUAAAAGUACGAUAGAGGAUGAAUCCCCAGAACCACCGACACCAACCUCACCAUCUCGUUUGCAACGUCAACCAACGAUCUGUUUACGAGGUCAUCUGAGCAAACAGUCUAGUCAGGAGGAGCCUGCCAGAGUUAUCUUUGAGAACGAGGAGGAAGACACGGCUAAUGGAGGAGCUCGCGGAAGAAUCCACGAUGAAGAUGUUGUUGAUGCCCUGAUCACUGUGGACACCGAGCCUCGUGAACAUCGUCUUCAGCGACAGGACGCCAAGAGUCGGAAGACGUUUAAAAUAAAACGCCAAAAAACGAAGUCGACUGCUGUGCGCCGGUUUAUGUCGACACGUCACGGUCGUCCGGCCGACUCUAGCGAUGGCGAUGCCGGAAGCAGCGAAGACUCCCCGAUUCGGACUGCUGCAUCAAGGGCAACGAGAGCACAAAGGGCGACUGGCACGGCAGUGGUGUUUAACGACCACAAGACGUUUAGUUUGAGAAACCCGGCAGCUGGUCUAGCCCGGUCAGUGGAGACUAUUCCUGAGUCGAUGGAAAUGAAGCCCAGUCGUCCCCGCUUUGUUCCACGGUCACGGUCACAUGACGACCCUUCAUUUGAUUCUCACCCACACGCUGUCCAUGGUCGCAUUUGUCGUCAGGGUGCUCGCAUUGUACGGUCACGCUCUCCUUCCAUAAGUCCUGUGCUUUCACGCAGACCUAUGCCUACUUCAGCUUCAGCCUCGGCCUCAGCCUCAGCCUCAGCCACGCCCAAUUCAGCUUCAGCCACACCCACCUCACCUUCAGGUACGCCCACUUCAACGGCACCUCUCAUCGGCAUGGGCAACAGUCCGUUACGGGCAUAUGCCGUUCGUCGGUGCGACUCCUCCGAUUCGCUGAGUGCCAAUGAGAGUUCGGCACUGCUGAAGGACGAGGAGAAGAGCAAGUCACUUAGUUCGUUGUGUUUGUAUUAUGCAGAUGAAGACGUUCCAGCUACAAUUGUGUAAACAAAACAAAAAUU
Molecule: messenger RNA, 10516 nt
Organism: Gigantopelta aegis
Lineage: Eukaryota; Metazoa; Mollusca; Gastropoda; Neomphalida; Peltospiridae
Product: protein unc-80 homolog
Exons: 60
Coding region: 123-10502 (3459 amino acids)
Biological process (GO): monoatomic cation homeostasis
Cellular component (GO): cation channel complex; axon
Molecular function (GO): monoatomic cation channel activity
Source: RefSeq, a predicted model, not a curated record